Molecule: messenger RNA, 2521 nt
Organism: Vigna angularis (adzuki bean)
Lineage: Eukaryota; Viridiplantae; Streptophyta; Magnoliopsida; Fabales; Fabaceae
Product: probable protein phosphatase 2C 40
Exons: 4
Coding region: 694-2241 (515 amino acids)
Biological process (GO): protein dephosphorylation
Molecular function (GO): protein serine/threonine phosphatase activity
Source: RefSeq, a predicted model, not a curated record
AUAGAUAGAGAGAGAGAGAGAGAGAGAGAGAGAGAGAGAGAGAGAGAGAGAGAGAGAGAGAGAGAGAGAGAGAGAGAGAGAGAGAGAGAUUGGAAAUAACCAAGCUCAUUGUUUCAAUAAAUUUUCCUGUUUUUGUACUAUGAACUUGAUCUUUCUUCCUCUUUUCCUUGUUUCUGGGGGCUUGAUGUGAAGGGAUGGCAUGGAGAAAUUCUUCUUUAUUCAUUAACGUGAAAAAUAUUUGGUAUUUUUUGUUGGAGCCAAAUGGUAAAAUUUAAUAAUAUGCAAAUUUUGUCAGAAAUAGUUUGAGGUUGAAUAAGUGUAGCCGUCAAGUAGUGAAUAUGGUACAUGAUAAAGCUUAAAUUUUAUUUUAUUGUUUUUCUUUUCCUUUUCGUGUUGCUGUAAAUUAUUUGUGCUGGCAUCAGGAUUUAGUUUAUGUUGUUUUUCUUGUCUUGGUGCUAUGGACCUUCCUCAUAUUCAAAAGCAUGAAAUCCUCUUAGGCGGGCAUAAUCAUUUAAAGUUUUAUUUCCUAAAUAUGGUAAAUAUGAGUAAAUACCUGAGGAACUCUUAAAAAUGUUUACACUCAUUUGCUCAGAUGCAUUUCCCGUACAAAUAUGUUUUAUUAGCAUACAAAGGAAGCCAACACUGAUACUGUAAGGUUUCAGCCAAAUGCCUAUGAAAUUUUAGGAGAUAAGCAUGCAUAGCCCUGAAGGUGAACUUAAAAUAAGUUUUGGCUAUCAAUGCAAUAGUGAUAGAGGUAUACCUUACAAAGAAAUCAAUAGAACAAGCAGUUUCUCUUGCUUAUCCGGUGCUGCCUUAAGUGCAAAUGCUACACUUGCCAACACAAAUAUCUGCAAUGGCGUAAUAGGAGAAGAAAUCCUUCCGAGUUUGGACUCUCCUAAAUCGUUUCGAACAAUACCCUCUUCAUCAAGUUUUCCAAAAUUGGAAAUAUUAUCAUCUUCUGUCCAUAGUAGUUUUUCAAAUCUAAGUUGCAGCCCUUCCACUCCAACUAACAUACUUGAAUAUGACUCAUGUUCAUUAAAAUCUAUGAGUGCUCCUUCUAGAACUGAAGGUUUUCUUAAUGCCAUGGAUGUUCAAGUUGCUGGAGGAGCGGCUGGUGAAGAUAGAGUUCAAGCAGUUUGUUCUGAAGAAAAUGGGUGGCUCUUCUGUGCUAUUUAUGAUGGCUUUAAUGGGAGAGAUGCAGCCGACUUUUUGGCGGGUACCCUUUAUGAUACCAUUGUAUCUUAUUUUAAUAUGUUACGUUGUGAUUUGGAACCAGAUUUCAUAAAAGCUUCUGACAAUGUGGCUGUGGGUGAAUCCUUUCCAUAUAAUUUGGAUGAUAGUCUUAUUCUUCUGGAGCACCAAUCUCCUUCAAAAUUUAAGGGAAACAAUUCUGGUCUUGACUGUUUGGCAAACAUUACUCCACCUUCCAAGUCGGAAGCAUCUCCUAAAUCAUUUUCACAUAGUAAAGUACUUGAUGGUCUCCAGCAUGUUCUUAGUCAGGUUGAGAAUGAUUUCUUAUGCAUGGUUGAACAGGAAAUGGAGGAACGUCCAGAUUUAGUUUCUAUUGGAUCUUGUGUUUUGCUUGUGCUUCUUCAUGGCAAUGAUUUAUAUACACUUAAUCUUGGUGACAGCAGAGCAGUAUUGGCGACAUGCUGUACAGAUAACAGAAUGAAUGGGAAUGAGAGAUUGAAGGCUAUCCAGCUCACAUAUUGUCAUACAGUUGACAAUGAAGCCGAAAGAGCUCGAGUUCUUGCUGAUCAUCCUGAUGAUCCUAAAACCAUAGUAGCAGGGAAAGUGAAGGGAAAACUGAAGGUUACUCGAGCUUUAGGAGCAGGGUACUUGAAAAAGAAAAUUCUGAAUGACGCAUUAAUGGGAAUCCUUCGAGUUCAUGAUCUCACUAGCCCACCAUAUAUUUCAACUGAUCCAUCGUUGAAUGUGCACAAAAUCUCAGAUUCUGACCAAUUUGUUAUAGUUGCGAGUGAUGGUUUAUUUGACUUCUUCAGUAAUGAUGAAGCAGUACAGCUUGUAGAGUCUUAUAUAUUGAGAAAUCCUUUUGGUGAUGCAGCAAAAUUUCUUAUUGAGCAAUUAGUUGCAAGAGCAGCUGAUUCUGCAGGCUUCAGCAUGGAGGAGUUGAUGAAUGUUCCCGACGGGAGGAGGAGGAAGUACCAUGAUGAUGUGACGGUAAUGGUGAUCAUCCUUGGCAUGAAUCAACGGACUUCAAAAGCAUCAAUUUGCACCUAGAGACUGACCAAAGAAAAAUACAUUUGAAGCUCUUAGAUGACCAUAUUGGUUAAAGUGGUAUUUCUUAGGAAGUUUUGAUGUUCAAAGUGUACAUUAGACCUUUAGAACUUAGAAUCAUUGGCUUGGUAUCCAAAAUCUUUCUGUAGUUUUUCCUAUUCGUCUGGAACAUGAAUUUUUGAAAUGGUUUCCUUGUAUAUAAUAUCAAUGAAAAUUAGCUUUUGUUUCGAAAAAAAUGUAGAUAACUGCUUUAUAUUUUGACAAGGGCAAGAUUGUUACUUCA